AUGCCACCCGUACUCUCACGAAAGCGCAUCCAGUCGGAUUCGCCCGUGCCCGUGCCUGAGCCGCCACCUAAGCGCACUCGCGUCAGCAAACCGAACGCCCGUCGCGCGAAAGAAUCCGUCUUUCAGACCUUGGACACGGCACCCAAGGCGAAGCGCACACUUUCGCAGACCAAGGCCUUCCUCGAGCAAGACGAUGACGACAGCGAAUUGUCCGAGCCCGACAGCAGUGAAGACGACUUCGAGGAUGUGCCAUUGGACGGCGCAAAUAAAGGUAAGGGCAAGGCAAAGGCGCAGGAUGAAGAUGACGGCAACGAAAGCGUGGAUGAUGAUUGGGAGGAUGCACUGGGAGGGCAACACCAUACGAAGCACGAUCAUGGACCCACACCAGUUGUCACCGGCGGCAUCUCGCUCACGCUCUCGGCCGCGCCCAAGAACGCCUUCGAUUCAAGUGCAAGGACAGAUGGCAAGAAAGGGCCUUCAAAGAGACAACGUCAAGUGCGGAAUGCUACUCAUUGCAUGCACGUACAGUUCUUGAUGUUCCACAACCUCAUCAGAAACGCAUGGAUUCAAGACAAAGACGUGCAGAGGACGCUGGUAGAGGGCCUCUCUUCAGGUUGCUGGAGUGAGAUUGACCGAUACUGGCGCGAUGCUGGUAUACCGGACGGAGCGAGCCGAGCAGUAGCGAAGCGUCGAGAGCCUCCAGCCCCCAAGAAGACACCGACAACCGAGGGCAAGGGAAAGAAGGGUAAGUGGACAGAAAGUGGCAAGAAGGGCGUCCAGCUCUACGAGAGCCCGCAGAGCAAGCGCCUGCUUACGAAGGAGACGGACAAGAAGGCACCGAAAGGCACAGGAAAGGAUCGGGCCAAAGGCGACAGGACUGUUCGCGACUGGGGCGCAGCAUCUGAGCCACUCGAGCCGAACACCCCUAAUUUGUCAGCUGGUGAUCCUUUGAUAAGACUGUUGCGAUACCUGUCCGCGUAUUGGAAAUCAAAAUUUCGCAUCACGGCCCCAAGUCUGCGGAAGCGUGGGUAUUUGUCACCAGCCACCCUGGAAGACGAGAUCACUGCCUGGAAAGAAACACCAUUCCAUGCAGACACUUUCGGAGAACGCAUCGAGAGUAUUGAUGCCUUCCGCGACGUCGCACGCAAAUGCGAAGGCAGCAGAGAUGUUGGCGAACAACUUUUCACCGCCCUGGUUCGUGGCCUUGGUAUCGAGGCAAGAAUGGUUGUCAGCCUACAGCCAGCUGGCUUCGGGUUCAGUCAAGCCGAAGAGGGAAAGCCAAAGAAUUUGACCAAGUUGAAAGACGCUGUAAAGGAAGCAGUCACCACACCUGCGAAAGCAACGCCGUCCAAGGGGAAGCUUCCACAACGUGCGGCCACAAGAACCAAGCGCACCUCUCUCGAGAGCGAUCUUUCGGAUGAUAGUGACCUCAGCAGUGUCAUCUCGAUAUCUUCAGAUACGGACGACAACAAGCCAGCCAAGAAGGCCCCCAAACGACGCGACUACAGUGAAGAGCUUCCUUACCCGACAUACUGGACGGAAGCGAUUUCACACCUGACGCAUACUCCUAUUUCUGUUUCACCACUACCACGCGUUCUGAUCGCGAGUACAUCCUCGCCAGAGAAGCUGCAAGACUUCUACGCUCGUGGUGCGGCAGCCGACAAAGCCAGACAAGUUCUUGCUUACCUCAUCGCUUUCUCGUCGGACGGAAGUGCUAAGGACGUCACGACGAGAUAUUUACCCAAGCACCAAUGGCCCGGCAGGACGAAGGGCUUCCGCAUGGCUGUAGAAAGAAUUCCUAUACACAACAAGCGUGGGAAAGUAAAGAGGUGGGAAGAAUGGGACUGGUUUGAGUCACUCAUGCGACCCUACGCACGUGCCCACGACAAGCGACGGCCAUGGGACGAAGUCGAAGACGAGGGCGAUCUUGUGCCUGCAGAGCCAGAUAAGAAGAAGGAAAUGGACGAAGAAGGCGGUAAAGAGUCGUUGCAGGGAUAUAAGAACUCUACCGAAUAUGUACUGGAGCGGCAUUUGCGCCGCGAAGAAGCUCUCAAACCCAACGCAAAGGUCGUCCGGCACUUUGUGACCGGCAAAGGCGACAAGGAGAAAUCCGAGCCAGUGUACCGCCGCAAGGACAUCGUCAAUUGCAAGACGGUCGAGUCAUGGCAUAAAGAAGGCCGAGAGGUCAUGGAAGGUGAGCAGCCGCUCAAGUACGUACCCAUGCGCGCCGUAACGGUCACACGGAAACGCGAGAUCGAAGAGCGCGAACGAGACGAGGGUGUCAAACCAAAGCAAGGCUUGUAUUCGAAAGCACAGACUGACUGGAUCAUUCCGCCGCCCAUCGUAGACGGCAAAAUCCCGCGCAACGCUUUCAACAACAUCGACGUGUACGUUCCUACUAUGGUACCGAAGGGUGCUGUACACAUACCGCUCAAAGGAACCGCACGCAUCUGCCGCAAACUCAACAUCGAGCACGCCGAGGCAUGCACUGGCUUCGAAUUUGGCAAACAGCGCGCCGUGCCUGUGCUGACAGGUGUCGUCGUUGCUGCCGAGAACGAAGAUAAGGUCAUUGACGCCUGGGAAGUCGAAGAAGCAGAAAAAGCUCGAAAAGACGCAGAGAAGCGAGAAAAGUUGGUACUCGGCUUGUGGAAGAAGUUCAUGAGUGGGUUGCGCAUUGUAGAGAGGAUGAAAGCAGAGUAUGGUGAGGAUGUGGAGCUACCAGCGAAGGCUGCGUCUGCUCCAAAGAAGGAGAAGAAAUCUGAAUGGGAGGUUUUCCAGAAUCAGGACGAUUUUGAAGGAGGCUUUUUGCGCGAGGAUGGGCCGCCGACUCGAGAUGAGCCUGCUCGUGCCCACGAAGACGAGGACGAGGAUAUGGCUGGUGGCUUCUUCGCUGCUAGUCAAGAGGAGCCCGAGCAUGGAGAUCUCACCAUCGACCACGGCGACACAAAAGUUGAGAAACGCGCGCCAGUGGCAGAGAGCUCGUACCAGGCUCCCAUGUCCCUCAUUUCUACGUUGCAAGAUCCCGUCGAUGAGGAUGAGGACGAACCCGAUCAUGACGAAGAAUCGGCCGAUAACAUGGACGUAGACAAAGCCUCACCCCCGCCAACCCGUCGCCAACCAACAACACGCGGUCGCGGUCGCGGUCGUCCCUCAAAACCCGCGCCAGCAUCGACACGCCAGCGCAAGUCCAUCUUCGCUGAAUCGUCCGACGAAGACGAGGAAGCAUCCGCGCCAGCUCCCCCACCCACUACUCGUUCAGCGCCUAAACGUAAAGCGGCGCGCAAAAGCGAUGCGCAGGUCAAAAGCCACUUUUUCGCUGAGGGGAGUGAGGCGGAGACGGACUUGACGGAUCUGACGGAUCGCACGUCGCCGAAGAAGGGCGCGAGGGGCAAGGGUGGGAGAGGGAGAGGGAGUGGGAGAGGGAGAGGACGUGGGAAAGGGAGAAGUUGA
Molecule: messenger RNA, 3450 nt
Organism: Parastagonospora nodorum SN15
Lineage: Eukaryota; Fungi; Ascomycota; Dothideomycetes; Pleosporales; Phaeosphaeriaceae
Exons: 1
Coding region: 1-3450 (1149 amino acids)
Biological process (GO): mismatch repair; nucleotide-excision repair
Cellular component (GO): cytoplasm; XPC complex; nucleotide-excision repair factor 2 complex
Molecular function (GO): damaged DNA binding; single-stranded DNA binding
Source: RefSeq, a predicted model, not a curated record